AUGUUGAAUGUAUCGCCUUGGAAAGGAGUUGUGAGGUUUAGAAAAGGGGGAAAGCCGAGCCCACGUUAUAUAGGUCCUUUCGAAAUCGAUUUUCGAGUUGGAUCAGUCGCGUAUAGACUUAAGCUACCGCAGGAAUUAAGUGGAGUACAUGGCAUGUUUCAUAUCUCCAAUUUGAAGAAGUGUCUGUCUGAUGAGACGCUGAUUAUACACCCUGGUGAGGUUCGAGUGGAUGAUAAACUGAGAUUUAUCGAAGAACCAGUAGAGGUUCUGGAUUGGAAAAUUCAGAAACUUAGGAGGAGUAGGAUUAAGUUGGUCAAGGUUCGCUGGGAUUCUAAAUGUGGACCCGAGUUCACAUGGGAACGACAAGACCAGAUGCAAUGGAAAUAUCCACAUCUCUUCCCACCUAGUGCGAAAACUAAACCUGUAGGGUAG
This is a messenger RNA of Helianthus annuus (common sunflower), 432 nucleotides long. RefSeq lists its product as uncharacterized. Bases 1 to 432 code for a protein of 143 amino acids. Lineage: Eukaryota; Viridiplantae; Streptophyta; Magnoliopsida; Asterales; Asteraceae. The record is from RefSeq and is a predicted model, not a curated record. The transcript has a single exon.